AUGACAAACUAGAGACACAUCUUUAGUGUCUUCCUGCUAUUCCUACAAACAAAGAACAAUACAUGUUGGUAUCAGGUGGUGUUCUGUUGUUUUAGCAAUUUAAAUUAGAUUGAAAUUCAGAUUUUUUAUAGCAAUUUGGUUGGGACAUGCAAAAGUGAUAACAUUAUUGUGUAAAUAGGAUAUUCACAAGGACUUCUCCUUUUUCCAUUAACAAUAGACUUUACAGGGUGUUUUAUAAAGCAGUAUUAAUAAGAUAAUGGCUCGUAGAAAUUUGGAGAAACAUUUACAAGCAGGCAAAUGUAUAGAAAAAGGUAGACCAUGGCCAGAAAAAUUCUCCAAGGUAGAUAUUAUUAAAGAAAUUCCCUUUGACAGUGAGUUAGGUGGAAUCUGGAGUCUACAGUAUUCAUUUGAUGGGGAAACAUUAGCUGUUGGAUACGGCAAUGGUGCCAUAAGGUUAUUUAACGCAACCACAGGAGAACUUCUUAAAGACUUAAGAAAGACUAGAUAUGGAGGUUUCCAGAUAAUGUGUUUGCGUUUCCAUCCUAAGGAGCACCACAUAUUGCUAGCUGGUACAUCUGAAGGCCUUAUAUUCUUAUGUAAUACACAAGAUGGAACAGUCACAGAAAAAAUCACAGAGAAGAAUAAUGAAAUCAACUGUUUAGAUUUUGAUUGUGAGGGUUUUAACUUUGCAACUGCUGGAAAAGAUCUCAACGUUAGAAUUUAUGAUACUAAAACAUUUCAAUUAGACAAAACAUAUGGUGGUUAUGACAGCACACAGAACCCAACAGAGAUAGCAUCAUGUGCCAUGAGAGUUUUCAGCCUGAAAUAUCACCCAGAUAAACCUAAUAUAUUUGUUACUGGUGGAUGGGAAAACCACUUAAAGAUCUGGGAUCACACUACAAAUAAUGGUGUACAAAGAACGAUGCAUGGUCCACAUAUAUGUGGUGAUAGUAUAGAUCUUAAGGAAUGGUCUGUUUUAACUGGUUCCUGGGUUGGACAGAGUGCCCUACAAGAAUGGGACUGGACCUCAGGAAAGUCCAAAGAUAUACCAUUUGAUUUCAAAGGUCACAAUGGUGCUUAUUUAUAUUGUGCUCAGUAUUGUGACAAUGAUGUCGUGAUGGCAGGAGGCAGUGGUACUAACAGUGUUCAGGCAAUAAAUAAAGCAACAGGCGAGAAAAUUGGAGAAGUUCAGAUGAAGAGUGCUGUCCAUGCUUUAGAUACUACAAUGGGAGGAAGAUUAUUUGCAGUUGGUGGAAAGGAAGACAAUUUAGUGCUUGGUCGAUUGUGUUAGAAUCAAUAAUAACUAGGGAUAUUUAUCACAUUUUUUAACUUAGAAGUGACAUUUUAACAUGAAGAUGGUGCAUCAUGAUCAUUGAAGCCUGGCCAUAUCUAUUUAGAGAAUAAGACACAAUUGUGUGUUUUUUGUGCUCAGCUUCACUCACCUUUGACGGUAUAUUUGUUAAUGGUGUAUGUUACUGCUCAGCUUUACUUGGUUUCAUCGAGAUUAGUAGUCCAUAGCCUGAUGUUACGUGUUUUUUGCAAGGAAUUGUAGAGGACUACAAAACAUUUGUUUUACCUUGAAUUGAAUUAAGAUCUCGAUGUUGAUUUUUUUUAAUUUACAAUCUAAAGGACUGAUGUAUUUUGAACAGUACUCUAUCCAUUGAUGUUAGAUGUAUGAAAAAACAGCUUUUUCACCCUGUUCAUUCUCAUUGAUAAAUUCCGUCCAUUCUCUGGUAUCUAUGAUAUGCUAC
Mytilus trossulus (common blue mussel) is the source of this 1751-nucleotide messenger RNA. RefSeq lists its product as uncharacterized. The transcript is spliced from 9 exons. The record is from RefSeq and is a predicted model, not a curated record. Gene Ontology annotation, molecular function: protein binding. Bases 257 to 1291 code for a protein of 344 amino acids. NCBI's taxonomy places the organism in Eukaryota, Metazoa, Mollusca, Bivalvia, Mytilida, Mytilidae.